AAACAACCUCACACGCACGGCUAGUCUUCCUUUUGACUUCCACAAGAAAAAAAAGACAAGCUUCAUUCCCUUAUAACCCUCCCUCUCCUUCUUCCAACUCACCUCUCAUCUCCUCCACCAUGAGCACUCUCCGGCGAACUCACUCCUCCGCCGGAAACAUACCUUUCUUAUGGGAGCAUCUCCCCGGCAUCUCAAAGGUCACAGACAACCAAACGAAUAAGAUCUCUUCACCCUCAAAGGCGGCAACCUCGCUGCCGCCUCCGCCAUGCUUGUCGACAAUCUACUCGUCGAGCCGUCCGCUUGCUCGCCGCUCCAUUUACGUUCCGCUCCCACCGUGCCCUUUCGUUCCGAUGCAAGAGUUAUCAUUAGCAAAGAAAGGGGGGACGAAAAAGAUGGAUGAUCAUGAUGAUCCUUUCCUUGUAGCCUUGAAGAAGUGCACUAGAAAUAACCAGAAAGAGAAGAGGAAGAGUGUGAAGAAGAAGGUGACAGAGAUGAAGAUUUUUUCUUGUAAGUAUGAUAUUGGGGUGAGAAAUGAUGUGAUGAUUAGGGUUUAUGAUGGGAAGAAGUUCAUGGAGGUCAAAGAAGAGUAAGGAAGGAAAGCUUAUGGCAAAGAAACUUGAUUGUUAAUAAGAGCUUUAGUUUGUCUCUUUUUACUUAUUUUCUUGAAUAGAUUUGGUUUAUGAGCUAAAAGUUGUGAGAAAAUAUUAUUUAUAUUUUUUUAUUCAUAAUUUUAUGAAAGUAUGGACAAAAUUAUUGAGUUGUUUGUAAUUCUUAGGCUUUGUAUGGAUUGAAGAAAGCUAAAAGGAAAUGAAACAAAAUAUGAAGGAUUUAUGGAUUGAUAUUAAA
Messenger RNA from Dendrobium catenatum, 846 nucleotides. RefSeq lists its product as uncharacterized. Lineage: Eukaryota; Viridiplantae; Streptophyta; Magnoliopsida; Asparagales; Orchidaceae. The transcript has a single exon. The record is from RefSeq and is a predicted model, not a curated record. The coding region runs from base 120 to 590 and encodes 156 amino acids.